Molecule: messenger RNA, 1633 nt
Organism: Manis pentadactyla (Chinese pangolin)
Lineage: Eukaryota; Metazoa; Chordata; Mammalia; Pholidota; Manidae
Gene: HAPSTR2
Product: HUWE1 associated protein modifying stress responses 2
Exons: 1
Coding region: 317-1147 (276 amino acids)
Source: RefSeq, a predicted model, not a curated record
GCGGGGCCGGAAGGGGGCAGCGAGGCGGCGCCAGCGGCUGCGGAGUUAUCUUGGCGGCGUAGCCGGGGUCCGGGUAGGGCCGGGCCGGGGCAGGCGGGGCGGGGCGUGCACCCGGCCGCGGGCGGCGGCGCGCCGGAUCAGUUGGCCUCAGGGCCCCGUCGCCCACGCGACCGCCCGCCGGCGCACGAGGAGGAGGCGGUGGCCUUUGAAGGAGGAGGGGAGCACCGCGCAGGAGGUGAGGUGGAGGUGGAGGAGCCAGAGAAGGCGGCGGCGGCGGCGGCGGCGGUGGAGGAAGCGAGCAGCCAGGAGGCGGAGGAUGGAGGAGCAGCCGAAGGAGGGCGAGGCCGAGGUCGCAGAGCACUGGUUCUCCAAGUGGGAACGCCAGUGCCUGGCCGAGGCCGAGCAGGAAGAGCAGCUGCCCCCCGAGCUGCAGGAGGAGGCGGCCACGGAGGCGGCGGGGCUCAAGAGCGAGCAGCAGAAGCUGUGGCAUCUCUUCCAGAUCACGGCCACCGCUGUGGCCCAGCUCUACAAGGAUUCCGGGUGCCAACAGCCAGGAUUCUCCAUGUGGGACCCCUUCCAGAAUGCGGCCAUGGCCGUGACCAGUCUCUACAAAGAGAGCGGGGAUGCCCAUCAACGAAGUUUUGACCUGGGCGUCCAGGUUGGCUACCAGCGUCGUAUCAAAGAUGUGCUGGAGUGGGUGAAAAAGGGCCGGAGCACCAUUCUCCGCGAAGACCUGAUUAGCUUUCUCUGUGGCAAAGUGCCGCCAGCUCCUCCACCACAGCGCACCCCCAGGACACCCCCGAAGCUGCCCACUGGGGCCCCCAGCCAGGCCGUGGCCACUGAAUCCACCUCAUCAGUGGACGUUGACCUGCAGCCCUUCCAUGAGGCCAUCGCCCUGCAUGGUCUUAGUGGCGCUAUGGCGAACAUCAGUGUGCGAUCUGGUCCACCUGGCUCCCCACCUCAUGCCAGCGGUGGUGCCAGCGGCGGGCGCCGGAAAAGUAGCUUCCUCGAGGAUGACUUGAACCCCUUCGACUCAGAAGAACUGGCCGUCCGCCCAGACAGUGGGGGGACCCGCAAGCGCACAUCAGCCCAGUGUGGUGAUGGCAUCACAGACUCGCCGAACCACAAGCGCAACCGAAUGGUCUAAACCGCCUCUUUGGUCACCGGCCGCCAAAUUGCUUAACAGCUAACUCGACCUUCAACACGCCGUGAAAAGGCUUCUCGAGGCCAUCCCUUUCUCCUCUAAGUUAAACAAAGAGUUCUAUCAUCUUUGCCAUGAAUUUAGAGACUUUAAAAGUAUUCCAGAAUGGGCCUCGUGUGACUCUUGACUUUCUCCAAAAUAUAAUCCCAGCAGAGAACAAGUGUCAUGUAGUAGUUAGCAAGAUCAUUUAAAGCAGAAGUAUCCGGUCAAGGCGGGAGCCUGGUUUAUCUUGUUCACAGUUAUAUUCCUAGCACCUCGCGCAGUCGCUGGUUCUCAAUAAAUGUUUGUUAAAUGAAUAAAUGUGACCUUAUUUAAAAUUCCUAAAGGGGAAGGACUAACAGGUGUUUACUAGGUUAUAGGAUAUUUUUGCCCGUUAUUGUUUUUUUGGUUGUUUCCUUUAACCAGUUUUUUGCCGGUCAGUUACCUUUUAUC